Messenger RNA from Durio zibethinus, 694 nucleotides. Lineage: Eukaryota; Viridiplantae; Streptophyta; Magnoliopsida; Malvales; Malvaceae. The record is from RefSeq and is a predicted model, not a curated record.
AUGUUUUUGUUCCUUCGAGUGAAUGCAUCAGUCCUGUCACGGAAGCUUCCCUUAAGCCUUUUCUACAUGUGCCAAUGUGGGUUCUACAUCUAUAGCAUUGCCGCACUCCUUACUUUGGAGACUCGAAGGAAGGAUUUUGCUGUGAUGAUGUCUCGUCAUAUAAUUACUAUUAUCCUGAUUGGAUACUCAUACAUUUCAAGCUUUUUCCGCAUUGGUUCAAUUAUACUUACCCCACAUGAUGCAAGUGAUGUGUUUAUGGAAGCGGCUAAAGUUUUCAAAUAUUCUGAAAGGGAGCUUGCUGCUAGUGUGUGCUUUGGAUUAUUUGCCUUCUCUUGGCUCUUGCUACGUCUAAUAUUCUUUCCAUUUUGGGUCAUCAAAAGUUCAAACUAUGAUGUUCGGGAGUUCUUAAAUCUUUCAGAAUCAUAUCCCACAUCCCUGUUCUAUGUUUUCAAUACCAUGUUGCUGAUGCUACUUGUGUUCCAUGUCUACUGGUGGGUUCUCAUUUGCUCAAUGAUCAUGAGACAAUUGAAAAAUAGAGGAAAAGUUGGAGAAGACAUUAGAUCUGAUUCUGAGGAUGAUGAUUAGACAGAAGAUUUCGUAAAAUUUUUUUGUUCUUGGUGGCGCCCUGAGGAGAUCACUUGUUGUAGGUUUGUCUCUGCACUCAAUUGGUCAUUAAUUUGGGUAAGAAUUCUCU